Molecule: messenger RNA, 978 nt
Organism: Cladophialophora bantiana CBS 173.52
Lineage: Eukaryota; Fungi; Ascomycota; Eurotiomycetes; Chaetothyriales; Herpotrichiellaceae
Exons: 2
Coding region: 1-978 (325 amino acids)
Biological process (GO): transmembrane transport
Molecular function (GO): transmembrane transporter activity
Source: RefSeq, a predicted model, not a curated record
AUGUUCUUUCUGUACGAGGAGACAAAAUAUGAGUGUCAGACCGUUAACGGCUUCCCUAGUCCCAGUCGCCCUUCACAGCGUGACCUCGCCAGGCAGGUGGACAGUGACUUGGAGGAGAAACAAUCACCUGCAAAUGAUGCCAUUGUAAGUGUCGUUCCGCGUCCAGAGGUCCCCCUCGUCGGAGUCAGGAUCGAUCCGAUAAUCCCGGUCAAACCCUACUGGAAGAAGCUGGCUCUCUGGUCCUCCUCACCCAAGUCUAUUCGAUCCUUGGUCAGACACAGCUACCAGCCAUUUUUCAUUCUCUGGCACAUCCCCGCGGUGCUGUACAUGUCGAUCCUCAAUGGAGCCAUGACGGCUGCGGCAAUCAUGCCCAUCACGGUGUGUUCCAUAUACAUGACUAUGGCACCGUACAAUUUAAUGGCUCAGGAGAUCGGUCUCUUGAGCUUGCCGGAGUUCAUUGGCGCGCUGGCCGCUGCUGUCAUCUGUGGUCCUCUUAACGACUGGGUGAUUCUGCGCAUGGCGCGGAGCAAUGGUGGGAUCUACGAGCCCGAGAUGCGGCUGUGGCUCAUUUUGACUUUUGCACCAUUUGUGGCCGCGGGUCUGUUGAUGUUUGGGAUCGGGCUCGAAAGGGGUUUACCGUGGCCUUUCAUCGCUGUUGGCUUGGGUGUGGCCUCGUUCGGGUCGACGCCGGCGACGAGUCUCUCUCUGGCCUAUCUGACUGACGCAUACACCGAAAUCAUCUCCGACGCGCUCGUGGCCGUCACAUUCGUGAAAAACCUGUUCCCUACCGCCCUAGUCUUUGCAUUGACGCCUUGGAUCACAGCAGUGGAACUCGCAAACGUCUUCAUCAGGGCCACCGUAAUAUUUAUCAUCAUCCUGUUUGGGGACAUCAUCUCCAUCGCGUUUGGCAAACGGUUCCGGACUUGCUCGGCAGGCAACUAUCGUCUCUAUGCAGGCCAUCCCUUGGAAAAAGCGUAA